AUGCAGUCAGAGUUCUUCGGAGCUCCGGAUGUUGUGGGUCUGUCCUGGUUGGUGUGUCUCUACAGCGCUGCGUGGAGCUCCUACGUCGGCCGCUGGGGAACCCCCCUGUUCUCCGUCCACGACAACCUGAGUCCUGUGGUGACUACAGAGCAGAACUUUGACAGCUUGCUGAUCCCGCCCGGCCACCCCAGCAGGAAACGAGGAGAUAACUACUACCUGAACAGAACGACAAUGCUUCGCGCUCACACGUCCGCCCACCAGAGGGAGCUGGUGAGGUCGGGGCUGGACGCGUUCCUGCUGGCCGGAGACGUUUACAGACGGGACGAGAUCGACGCCAGUCACUACCCCGUCUUCCACCAGAUGGAGGGAGUGCGACUCUUCUCCAACCACGAGCUGUUCUCUCGGGUGCAGAACGGUGGCGAGCUGUCUCUGUUCGAGCGAAGGGGCCGGCGGACGCCCGAGAAGCAGGAAACGCACACUCUGGAGGCCGUGAAGCUGGUGGAGUUCGACCUGAAACGCACUCUGACCCAGCUCGUCUCUCACCUGUUCGGAGCAGAUCUGGAGAUCAGGUGGGUCGACUGCUACUUCCCCUUCACCCACCCCUCCUUUGAGAUGGAGGUGCGUUUCCAGGGCGACUGGAUGGAGGUGCUGGGCUGUGGCGUGAUGGAGCAGGAGCUGCUGAACUCUGCAGGGGCGGAGGACAAGCUGGGCUGGGCGUUCGGACUGGGCCUGGAGCGGCUGGCCAUGGUCCUCUACGGCAUCCCGGACAUCCGGCUGUUCUGGAGUCGGGACGAACGCUUCCUCAAACAGUUCAGAGUGCAGGACGUCCACCAAGCCAUCUGCUUCCAGCCCCUCAGUAAGUACCCCCCACUCCACAACGACAUCUCCUUCUGGCUGCCGGACAGCAGAGAGGGCUUCACCGAGAACGACUUCUACGAGCUGGUGCGCUCCAUCGGAGGAGACCUGGUGGAGAAAGUGUCUCUGCUGGACGAUUUCACUCACCCAAAGUAA
Archocentrus centrarchus (flier cichlid) is the source of this 1011-nucleotide messenger RNA. It is a transcript of the gene fars2, whose product is annotated as phenylalanyl-tRNA synthetase 2, mitochondrial. Gene Ontology annotation, biological process: phenylalanyl-tRNA aminoacylation. The transcript is spliced from 8 exons. Bases 1 to 1011 code for a protein of 336 amino acids. Gene Ontology annotation, cellular component: cytoplasm; mitochondrion. The record is from RefSeq and is a predicted model, not a curated record. Lineage: Eukaryota; Metazoa; Chordata; Actinopteri; Cichliformes; Cichlidae. Gene Ontology annotation, molecular function: phenylalanine-tRNA ligase activity; ATP binding; tRNA binding.